AUGAGCAAAUCUUCAACGACAUCAACGAACAAGUCGCUUCCAGCAAAGUCAGCUUGGUCAAAGGGCCCACCACAGACAUCAGCGCCAUCUCCCCGCUCUCAAUCUCCCGCCCCAUCCGCCCAAUCUCAGCCCCAUCUGACCCAUUCCCGACGUCCUAGUGCCCUUGGUCAAGCUAUCCCUAUCAAAGAUGGUGUCAGCGUCCCUCGUAACAACGUAGGAGCGGCGGCAGCCAAAACCGGUUCUGCAGUAACUUUUGGAUCUAUAGAUGACGCUUCGGCGCCAAUUUCUUCCUCGCCUGCUGCCGCGCCUCCUACACUCAAGGAGACAAUUGUAAAAUCGUUCGGGACCGUUCCAGCGGCUAGCAGUAAUGGUAAACCGACGCAGCCAUCUCGCCCAGCAGUAUCAACUGCAUCGGCAUCCACAACGGCUACAUCGUCCUCAUCCGCCACUCCAUCAUCAUCGGCACCUCCGGCGAAACUCGACAAAAAGGACAUCGCAAAGCUCUUCCAGAGUUCCUCAGCUCCUGCUCCUUCACCAUCGGAGACGCAAUCGCCUGCCCCACGAAAUGCCAACCUUCCAUCCCAAAAUCAGCCUCCUCCCACACCGACAUCAUCCUCUCAACCUUCACAAUUCAACCCUCACUAUCGGACAUUUGUUCCAGGUGGAUCGCAACCUCAGGGUUCCGGUCCCAACAGUGGACCAUCGCGAUCUCCAGUAUACCAGCGUCCAGUGCCUAAUGGCGCUGGUCCAAGACCACAAGCACCCCCCAACGGUGCGCCCUCGGCGGGCAUGUCCAGUCCCCGACUCGGACCUCCUCAUGCUCAACCUGGACCCCCGCCUGCAGCACCGCCGGUCCCAGGUCAACCUCACAUGCCUACUCAAAUGGUCUGGAACGGAGGCUACUACUAUCCUCCAGAGUAUGUACCCUAUGGUGCCUGGGGCUAUGUCCCACCAGGAAUGCCCCCUCAAUCCGCUCACCCCCACCCUCCUCCGCACAUGGGCCCUCCCCCGCAUAUGACUCCUCAUCCGAUAUCGCCACACAACCCUCCCCGCACACUUCAGCCUGGAACACCUACUAUGCCUCACGCCGCUCCUAAUCCUGUCCACCCGCCGCACCCUCCCCCACCUCUCUCACAGCCCCACAGCAGCAUCAACACCAUGAGCUCACCACCUCCCACGCCUUCUGGCGGGCGCCUGAACGUGAACUCGAACGCAUUCGUUCCUCAAACCUCCAAAAGAAUUACGCUCAAGAACUCGGAAGGAAAAGAGGUCGCCAUCGAAUCGCUGACCAAGCCCACUGCCACACCCACCACUACCGUAUCUUCUGGACAGGGAACACCUUAUCGGCAGAACAGCCCCGCCAGCACGCCUAAGCGCUCGAGCAUCCGGAUAGAGAGCGAGGAUCAGCGACGUAAGCGAUUGGCUGAAGAGGAGGAAGCACGAGAGAAGGAGAAGCGGCGAGCACAGGAAGAAGCGGAAGCCAAGGCCAAGGAGGAGGAGAGAAAGAAGAAGGAGGAAGAGGAGAAGGAGAAGGAACGUCUCCGGUUGGAGGAGGAGAAGAAGGAGGAGGAAAGGAAGAAGAAGGAAGAGGAGGAGAGAAAGAGGCGCGAGGAGGAGGAACGUAUUCAGAAAGAGAAAGAGGAGAAAGAGCGAGCUCAACGGGAGGAGGAAGAAAGGAAGAAGCGUGAGGAGGAGGAGCGCAUCAAGAAGGAGGAAGAGGAAAAGAAACGCGUGCGCCAGGAGGAAGAGCGCAAGAAGCGAGAGGAAGAGGAAGCUUCUCGCAAGGCCAAGGAGGAGGAGGAGCGCAAGAAGAAGGAGGAAGAGGAGGAGAAACGUCGACAAGCCGAGGCAGCGGAGAAGGAGAAGGCCGAGAAGGCAGCACGCGAGCAGCCAGAAGAAGGUGAAAUCCAGGAACCUGCACCACCGACUGUUCCCAAGGAGGACCCGAAGGAGAAGCUCAAGGAAGGCUUGAGGAUAAACACCGCGACCUCGAACGCCGCCGACUUGGGUAAACGACGCCCCGCCAAUCUCGACCUCUCCGCCACCAAGGGCGUUCCCGUUGCUUCCGCCCUCUCUACCGCUCGCAACCUCGAAUCGCUUGACAGCAUUAAAUACCCCGAAGGUAUUCAGAGCCCUAAACCAGAGCUCAACGAGAACGCCAAGCCGGGUCGCUUCAGGUAUGACCGGGACUUCCUGCUCCAGUUCAGAGAAGUUUGCAAAGACAGGCCUCCCAACCUUCCUCCUCUCGAUGCCAUUGGUUUGGAGCCUAUCGACCCAUCGGCCCUUCACAUUACUCGUGGCGGCUCUCAUCCUGGCCGUCACGGACGAGCAUCCUCAACUGUCCCUGUCCGUCAAGCCUCUGUCGGCUUGCCCUUCGGUGGGCCCGGUAUAGGCAAACCUGGAUUCGGUGGUAUGGGUAACUUCACCACCCCUGGACGACUCUCCAGCGAAGACCGGUUUGCCAUGUCCAACGCUGCCAAUCGAUCAGCCUCUGUUGGAGGACCUGGAAUGCCAUUCGGUCGACCUGCCGCGAUGCAGCGAACUGCCAGUCAAGGCGGCCAGAUCCGCGAAAGAACGAGGAGCAAGCGCGGAGAGAAACGAGCGCCCGCUGACGGUGGGAAGGACCGCAACGCGUCUGCUCAGCAACAGCUCAACUUGGAGCCCGUCGCCCCCCUGCAAAUGUCCGCCAACCGAUGGGAUCGCAGAGCCCUCGCCGCCGACAGUGAUUCUCCUGAGAUGGUGGAUCGCAAGGUUAAGGGUCUCCUCAACAAGCUUACCAUGGAAAAGUUCGAUUCCAUUUCUGACCAGAUCAUCGCCUGGGCCAACAAAUCCGAGAAGGAGAAGGAUGGCCGAACUCUCAUCCAGGUCAUUCGUCUGGUCUUUGAGAAGGCCACCGACGAGGCGACAUGGUCUGAAAUGUACGCCCGUCUCUGCCGCAAGAUGAUGGAGCAAAUCAGCCCCAAGGUUCAAGAUGACGGCAUCAAGAACGCGGAGGGCAGGCCCAUCGCCGGUGGUCAACUUUUCCGCAAGUAUCUCCUCAACCGCUGUCAGGAAGACUUUGAGCGCGGUUGGGUGAACAAGGAAGCCACCGCCGCCGCUGCCAAGGCCAAAGCUGCAGAUGAUGAAGCUAUCAAGGCAGCCAACGAUAGCAAGAAGGACAAAGAGGGCGAAGUUGAGCUGUACUCAGACGAAUACUAUGCGGCUCAGAAGGCGAAGAGACAAGGUCUUGGCCUUAUCAAAUUCAUCGGUGAGCUCUUCAAGUUGCAGAUGUUGACGGAGCGAAUUAUGCACGAGUGUGUGAAGAAGCUCCUUGGCAACGUCGACAACCCAGAAGAGGAGGAGAUCGAGAGUUUGUGUAAACUUUUGACGACCGUCGGUGCAUUGUUGGACACUCCUAAAGCCCACGCGCACAUGGACAUCUACUUCUCCCGGAUGAAGGAGCUCACGAAGAGCCCGAACGUCAGCCCUCGUAUGCAGUUCAUGUUGCAGGACGUUAUCGAAUUGCGAGAGCGUAAAUGGGUAGCUCGUAACGCUGUCGCUGCACCAACGACCCUCGCCCAGGUACACCAGAAUGCUGCCAAGGAGGCCGCUCAGGAGAAGGAGAGUAUGCAACGUGCCAUGACUAUGUCUCGCACCAGCUCCAACCGUGGACGAGGACGCGCUACCGACGAGCAACCGGAUGGUUGGGCUGUCGCAGGGUCAAGACCUGUAUCGACCAAGGCUGGCGACCUUUCCAACUUUGGCAAGAUCAGCAAAGCGCAACCCAUGACCUUCGGCCCCAGCAGCGUCUUCUCGAAGAAGGACAAGCGCGAAUCGCUGUCUCGUUCCAGCUCAAGUUCCAACAUGUUCUCGAUGCUGCAGAACGCUGAGGUCAAUCCUGAGCCCAAGCCCGAACCGCAACGCAAACGACUUGCACUCCUCCCACGGACACUCCCCAAACCCGACGAAGCCAACACCAACGCCAGUGGACGUGAUAGGUCGGAGAGUGGUAGCGAAGAGGAAGAAGAGGAGAAGGCAGCGCCGGAGAUGAGCGAGACCGAUGCGAAGAAUAAGAUUGACGAAGACUCGAAGGAGUUGUUCGGUGUCCGGAAUCUGGAUGAAGCCGAAGUUUACUUCACCGCCCUCCCAGCCAAAUACCAUCACAAACUUGUUGACAAGCUCGUCAGCAAGGCUGUGGAAUCCAAGAUGACAGAUGCGGAAUUGGUCGCGUCAUUAUUCGAACGUGCGUCGAAGAAGCAGCUUUGCUCUCCCAGCGCCUUCGAGGAAGGCUUUGCCCCGAUUGCGGAAUUCCUCGACGAUAUCGCUAUCGACGCUCCCCAUGCCUUCCAGAUCUACGUCAAGAUGGUCAAGGGCGCCAACCUCGACGCUGAAGCACACUCGCGGAUCGCUGCGAAGGAUCCCAGCGAGAAGCUCGGUCCACUUCUAUCAUAG
Messenger RNA from Coprinopsis cinerea okayama7#130, 4431 nucleotides. Its product is annotated as eukaryotic initiation factor 4F subunit P130. NCBI's taxonomy places the organism in Eukaryota, Fungi, Basidiomycota, Agaricomycetes, Agaricales, Psathyrellaceae. The transcript is spliced from 6 exons. Gene Ontology annotation, molecular function: translation initiation factor activity; mRNA binding; protein binding. Gene Ontology annotation, cellular component: eukaryotic translation initiation factor 4F complex. The coding region runs from base 1 to 4431 and encodes 1476 amino acids. The record is from RefSeq and is a predicted model, not a curated record.